Messenger RNA from Dibothriocephalus latus, 714 nucleotides. Lineage: Eukaryota; Metazoa; Platyhelminthes; Cestoda; Diphyllobothriidea; Diphyllobothriidae. The record is from the annotation of a GenBank genome assembly.
AUUGACUUUUGGCUGCCGUUGCAGGUGUGGACAGUGGAGGAGCUGAAGAAAAUCGCCGAGAUUUGUAUUCGUCGCAAUCUGAUUUGCCUCGCCGAUGAGGUCUACGAGUGGGUGGUCUUCCCUCCAAACAAGCAUUACAAGAUCUCUUCCUUCCCGGGCAUGUGGAACCGAACUCUCACCAUCGGCAGUGCUGGCAAAACCUUCCAAGUGACUGGCUGGAAGAUUGGUUGGACCGUGGGCCCCGAACGUUACAUUAAUGCUAUGUCAAUAAUACAACAAAACACCGUUUAUACCUGCGCCACUCCAUUGCAGGAAGCGCUUGCUUUAACCAUUGAGCAGGAGCUGCCGCUGCUUGGCACCGAACAGAGUUUCUUCCACUACAUCACGCAGGAAGUUAUGCGGAAGAGCCGGCGUGUUGCGGAGGCGCUAAAGAAAGUCGGAAUGCCAGCAAUUAUUCCCCAGGGUGGAUACUUCCUGAUGGCCAGCAUUGAAAAAAUGCCCCUGCCGGCGAACUCGACGGGAUCCGGGGAAAAGAGUACGAAGGACGUCGCCUUCAACGACUGGAUGAUAGUCAAUAAAGGCGUUGCUGCGGUUCCGCCUACUGUCUUCUGUUGCACAAAGCACCAACACCUCUUCGAGAACUACCUCCGAUUCUGUAUAAUUAAGGACGACGCCACGAUCGACAAAUUUGUUGAGCGGCUGAAUAAUUGGUAG